Molecule: messenger RNA, 3708 nt
Organism: Sparassis crispa
Lineage: Eukaryota; Fungi; Basidiomycota; Agaricomycetes; Polyporales; Sparassidaceae
Product: Transposon Tf2-9 polyprotein
Exons: 1
Coding region: 1-3708 (1235 amino acids)
Biological process (GO): DNA integration
Molecular function (GO): nucleic acid binding
Source: RefSeq, a predicted model, not a curated record
AUGUUCAUGAACAUUCGUUUUGCGGAAGAAAACGAUUUCAUCAGAUGGGAAUUACCGAAACCGAUUACAGUCAUGAAUGCAGAUGGCACACCAAAUCAAAUGGGUACCAUUACUCAUUGUACCUGGAAGAUGAUGAAAAUCGGAGGAAGGAAGACACUUACUCGCUUCCUCUUGACCGGCAUUGGCAAAGAAAACAUACUUCUCGGCAUGCCGUGGCUUAAACGCCUCAAUCCGAUGAUCAACUGGGAAACCGGUGACUUUUGGUUUGGUAAAGACGCCAAAUGGCCACCGAAACCCACCGUCGAAGAUGCACCAGAUGAAGAAGUUUUGAUUUUCAAGGAAGAUGGACUUCCAGAGUUAAUCACCACCGAAACUUCCCCUACCUCGUUUGGGCAUUCGGAAUCUAUCAGAGAAAUCAUGGCCGAUAACACUGAGCGUGGCGAGUUACCCGCAGUGCGGAAUGAUACCGAACCAGAUGACCCACCAUCAGAACCCCCUAUGGAUCAGCUCGAUGACAAUGAUCUAGUUAUAUCCUAUAUUGCAGGAGAGCCAGUUAUUGGGAUAUUUGAACCCAUCAGGAAGGAGUCACCUUUGACGAAUGAAGAGACUGAAACAGCAGUCUUCACCAUACGAAGAGACCCCGCCAUUGGAAGAAUGACACACAGUACCCGAUCCCCAUUAUUCUGUAACGCACAGAAUACGGUCUUUUACAAACCAUCUGGUAAAUCACAAGAAUUGGCACAACAGGCACACAAGGAAACAUCAGCUGUAGACAAACCCAAAACCGUCGAGAAGUUGGUCCCCAACUACCUCCACGAUUUGAAGUCCGUCUUUGAAAAGAAAGCAGCUGAACGCUUUCCAGAAGCCAGGCCUUGGGACCACGCCAUUGACUUGAAACCCGAUUUUAUUCCACGCGACUGUAAAGUCUAUCCGUUAUCGCUCAAAGAACAAGGAGCGAUGGAUGACUUCCUGGAAGAAAAUCUGCGAAAAGGAUACAUUCGACCGUCGAAGUCUCCCAUGGCUUCACCAUUUUUCUUCGUAGGAAAGAAAGACGGAGCACUACGUCCCUGCCAGGAUUACCGAUACCUGAAUGAAGGGACAGUGAAGAACGCCUAUCCUCUCCCGCUCAUUUCUGACCUUAUGGAUCAAUUCAAAGGCGCAUCGAUCUUUACGAAAAUGGAUUUACGCUCCGGAUAUAACAAUGUCAGAAUCAAAGAUGGUGACCAAUGGAAUGGCGCAUUUAAGACAAAUCGCGGACUUUUCGAACCUAUGGUCAUGUUCUUUGGACUCUGCAACUCCCCGGCGACUUUCCAAAUGAUGAUGAAUGCACUCUUCAAGGACAUGAUCGAUGAGGGAUGGAUAGUCAUUUACAUGGAUGAUAUCCUCAUCUUCUCAAACGAUUUGGAAGAACAUCACGUUCGAACCCGACAUGUACUCCAACGACUCAAAGACAACGACUUAUUCCUUAAACCGAAAAAGUGUUUCUUUGAUGUUAAAGAAGUCGAAUUUCUAGGCAUGAUCAUUCGAGAAAACUACAUUGGCAUGGACCCUAUCAAACUUAAAGGAAUUGCAGAAUGGCCUGAACCAAGCACGGUAAAAGGUGUUCGCUCUUUCCUAGGGUUUGGAAACUUCUAUCGGAAGUUUAUUGCCAACUUCUCGGAUAUUGCCAAACCAUUGACAAAUCUUACGCGCACUGCCGCUGGAUCUCCACCUUUUGAAUGGACAACAGCAUGUCAGACAGCUUUCGACACAUUGAAGCAACGAUUCAGUACUGCCCCAGUACUGUUACUGCCUGACAAGGCAAAACCCUUUAUUGUUGAAUCCGACGCUUCCAAGUUUGCUACGGGUGCAGUUUUACACCAAGCCGAUAUCAAUGGAGACCUCCAUCCUUGUGCCUACAUUUCACAGACGCUCAAUCCAGCUGAACGGAACUACGAAAUCUAUGACCGCGAACUCCUCGGAAUCAUUCGAGCCCUCACUGAAUGGCGCCAUUAUCUUGAAGGCUCUCCCCAUCCCGUCGAAGUUCGCAGUGAUCACAAGAACCUCACGUACUUCCGUACAGCUCAGAAGUUAAACCGCCGACAAGCACGAUGGAGUCUCAAAUUAUCACAAUUUGAUCUUCACCUCAUCCAUGUCCCUGGCACUCAGAUGAUUCAAUCUGAUGCGCUCUCUCGUCGUAAUGGACUCGAUGACAGUGAAAGUGACAAUGAAGAUCGCAUUCUUUUACCCAACGCACUAUUCGUGCGAUCCAUUUCCCCGACACUAUUCGACGAAAUCAGGAAUCACGCAGGAAAAGACCUCAUUGUUCAUGAAGCCCUCGAAGCGAUUGCGCACAAAGGGCCAUUCCCCAUGAAAUCAUCGCUUUCCGACUGGGAAGUUCACGAUGGUGUCAUCCUCUACAAGGGAAAGAUUUAUGUUCCAUCAUCCGAAACUCUUCAUCGUGACCUCGUUCGACUACAUCACGACUCCCCUGCCAUGGGUCACCCUGGAAAGCUCAAUACUCUUGAACUGUUGCGUCGUGAAUUCUGGUGGCCCGGCAUGUAUACAUUUGUCUACAAUUAUGUUGAAGGCUGUGCCGCCUGUCAACAAAUGAAACUGAAUACUCAUCCAACUCGUAUUCCUUUGGAACCAAUUCCCGCCGACCCACACGCAUUACCAUUUUCCUGUUGCACCACCGAUUUUAUUACCGACCUCCCCGUUUCCAACGGUUUUGAUUCAAUUAUGGUCGUAGUAGACCAUGACCUUACGAAGGGGGUGAUUCUUACGCCCUGCCUCAAAACGAUCACAGCCGAAGGAACAGCCAAGAUUUUUCAUGACAAAGUAUACUCGCGAUUUAGAUUACCCGACCGAAUCAUCUCGGAUAGAGGACCUCAAUACGCAUCCAAGGUCUUCCAAGAGUUAAAUCGACUACUCCAGAUCAGAUCAUCAAUGAGCACAGCUUAUCACCCUCAGACGGACGGAGAAACAGAGCGAGUCAACCAGGAGCUGGAAAUCUAUCUUCGACUCUAUUGCGGAAACAACCCUGAAACAUGGGCCGACCGCCUGCCAGACCUCGAGUUUUGUCAUAACACAAGGGAACACUCAGCACGGAAGAUGAGCCCAUUCCGCAUCAUGAUGGGAUACGAACCACGUGGACUCCCUUCCGUAUUUCCGACCACGAACAUUCCAUCGGUUGAAUCCAGGCUUGACAUGUUGCAGAAGAUAAGACUAGAAGCACUAGCCAUGCACGAGUUAGCCCGACAACAGAUGGCGGACCGAGUCAGACAAGGAUCGCCGAAGUUUACACUAAGACAGAAGGUCUGGCUAGACUCGAGGAACCUGAAGGUCAAUUAUGCCUCGCGCAAGAUAGCACCAAAGCGUGAGGGGCCAUUCGAAAUUGUCGAAGUCAUCGGACCGGCCAACUAUCGUCUCAAACUCCUGAAGACCUGGCGAGUUCAUUCCGUAUUCCACGCCGCCCUUCUAUCUCCUUAUCGCGAAAACGACAUACAUGGUCCGAAUUACAUGAACCCACCACCUGAUGUCGUUGAUAACAAGGAAGAGUACGAAGUCGAAGCCAUCCUGAAUCACAAGACGUACCGAGGUCAUCUGAGGUACUUAGUCAAGUGGAAGGGAUAUUCUUCAGCAGAAAACUCGUGGGAACCCACCCACAAUUUACAGAAUGCCAAGCGAAUCCUCGAUGCAUAUAAAAGGACCAGGGGAAUCCAGUAG